Drosophila rhopaloa is the source of this 6345-nucleotide messenger RNA. RefSeq names its product calcium/calmodulin-dependent 3',5'-cyclic nucleotide phosphodiesterase 1 (gene Pde1c). Gene Ontology annotation, molecular function: 3',5'-cyclic-AMP phosphodiesterase activity. Gene Ontology annotation, biological process: signal transduction. The record is from RefSeq and is a predicted model, not a curated record. Lineage: Eukaryota; Metazoa; Arthropoda; Insecta; Diptera; Drosophilidae.
CAGUUCCAGUUUAUCCCCAGCAGGCAGCAUGUGCGGACGUAGUGCUGCUCCUGCUGCCGCAUUUUCUUAUCGCGUUCGCAUUCGCUUUACCGUUAGCGUGUUUUCCACCUGAGCAUCCACCGGCUUAUCGUGUGUUUAUCGGACGCAGAUCGAAAUCGGAGAUUCAGAUAUCGAAGUUAAUUGCUGUGCGUAGUGUUUGUCCAAAGCCGAUUGCAAUAACCAAAAGACAUCAUAAAAUUCCAUAACGAAAUAAUGGAUAAUGUGAUUUAAAGUCAAAUUAAAUAGUGAAAUAUUUAAAAUAAAAUAUCAAUCAAAUACAAAUUCAACUGGCGUACGUCGACAAGGCAAAUUAUUUCCCACGGUUUCGUAAAAUGCAUUUCGAGACAUAACACAAUUCCACCGAUUUACCGAGAGCGUGCUGAUCAGAAUCGUUUAAAAAUGGGCGACACAUUGGACGAGACGCUGCCCACGCGCCGCGACAAACCGCAAACAUUGAACAUUGGCCAGGAGGAGGAGCAGGGUACCGCACCCGCCAACGUUCCCCCCGCCGCCUCCUCCGCCACCCCCGCCAUUCCCGCCUCCCGUCUACCGCGCAACCGGUUGCGCCACGCGGUUCGCGACCCCAAACGCGAUCACUCGAGCGACGGCCUGGUGUCCAGUGGCGAACGGCGGGACGAGUUCGUGGGGCUCGAGGCACAGCCGCGACGGGAGAGUCUGAAUAGCGGCGAGGCCGGCAGUCCGGUGGCCAUGUCGACCAGUCCCGGCAAGGCGGGACGGCUCAACAGCUCCAGGUACCCGUCCGGCGGCACCGGCGGCAUCGGCGUCAGUGUCCUGGGCGGCCUUGUGGGCACCACCACCCGCAAGUGCGUCCUCACGCUGGACGGGUACUCCUACGUCAUAGUUGCCAGCACGCCGGAGAGUUUGCCCAGCAAGCGGGACGAGGCCAGUGUUGGGGCAGGCACCACCGGCAGCAGUGGUGCGGCAUCGAGCAGCAGUGGUGCAGCGAGCGGUGCAGCGAGUGGGUCAGCUGGGGCAGCAAGUGGAUCUGGAUCUGGAUCUGGGGCCGGAGCCGGAGGAGCAGGUGGCGCCAGUACGCCAGCCCAGGAAGCCGUCAGUCCCACAGUCUCUGAGCUCAGUGGCAGCGGCACAAAUGCGACAAUAAAUGGUCAAGUGGCAAGACACGGCUCACUGACGAUUAUCCGACGCACAAACAGCCGGAACUUCACGCAAAUCGACUCCCAGCUGGCAUCGCCCUCCACCACCGCCUCCAGCUCCACAGUUCCGGGGAUUGGCUUCGCCCAGACGCCGCUCAGUGAGCCACUCGCGGAGCGCCUAAGCUUCCGAUCCGGCAGCAACGGAUCCGCGUCCGCCGGCGACAGCCGAUCAAGCAAUCAGUUCCCGAGCUCCGGACCAACAGCCACCGCCGCCGUCGCCGCCGCCGCCAAAAUGCAGCCGUCAUCGCCGAAUGCCACCAACUACCUGGCCGACAAUAUUCAGAUCUCGUCGGCUAAUCUGUCGCAGACCGAAAUGGGCGUUGGUCGCGAGUCAGGGGAAUACAACACCGUCGGCCACUCGAUUAACGUCGCCGGCAACAACUCGUUCCUCCGCGGGGACACCGAUAUUCCGCAGGAGUCGGGACACUCCUUCGAAACGCCCUCGAAUAUCUCGUUCGCCGCCGGGCAAUGGGACACGGAGAGUUUGCCGCCAGUCGACACGCCAGAUGCCCUAAACAAAGCGGCCGGGAGAAUACGCAGUCUUCUCCGCCGCAUGGAUCAUGAGACCGUGGCCUACGAGGACAUGCAGCGCAAUCUGCACUACGCGGCUCGUGUACUCGAGGCCGUCUUCAUUGACGAAUCAAGGGAGGGCUGCAACGGCAAUUGCAAGAACCUGAACUGCGGUCGCCACAGCCACGGACGCGAUGACCAGCAGCAGGACAACAAUAACUCCAACAGCAGCUGCAGCCUGCAGGAGGUGGCCCCUGGAGGAGGGGUGGGAGCAACGCCGGGGGCGGGUGACAACCAGGACAACAGCAUAGAGGGUCGCACCAAGGGCGUUUCCCUGGCCCCGCAGACCCACAGUGGACCCACUGGUCCGCCGUCCGCUCCAGAUACAACCACCCCUGCACCCGCACCCAAACUACAACCAGCCCUGGAGACCGUGAGGGAGUCGGUGAUGGAGGAGGCUCCGCCGGGGAAGGAGCCACCCCCGCCACCCCCCACCCCCGAGUCAAGUGCCAAGGCGGCGGAGAGUGCGGCCAGUGCGGCCAGCGGCGGCAGCAGUGGCAGCUGCAGUAACCCAGCGACCGUGCACCGGCAACGCCGCCUGCGGACACCCACCUGGGCCAGGUCCAUGUCGACGAACAAAACGCGCCUGGCGGACGAGGACGAUGAGCUGUCGGAGGUGCAGCCGGAUGCAGUGCCGCCGGAGGUGCGCGAGUGGCUGGCCUCGACCUUCACCCGCCAGAUGGCCACCAGCCGGCGCAAGAGCGACGAGAAGCCCAAGUUCCGAUCGGUGGCCCACGCCAUCCGGGCCGGCAUCUUCGUGGACCGCAUGUACCGCCGCGUCUCCAGCUCGGCCCUCACGGCCUUCCCACCGGACGUGGUCAGGCUGCUCAAGAACCUGGACGACUGGACAUUCGACGUGUUCGCGCUGACGGAGGCGACCAGCGGGCAGGUGGUGAAGUACGUGGCCUACGAGCUGUUCAACCGCUACGGGUCGAUCCACAAGUUCAAGAUAGCGCCGGGGACGCUGGAGGCGUUCCUGCACCGCGUGGAGGAGGGCUACUGCCGGUACCGGAACCCGUACCACAACAACCUGCACGCGGUGGACGUGAUGCAGACGAUCCACUACUGCCUGUGCAACACGGGCCUGAUGAACUGGCUGACGGACCUGGAGAUCUUCGCCUCGCUGCUGGCCGCCCUGCUGCACGACUACGAGCACACGGGCACCACCAACAACUUCCACGUGAUGUCCGGAUCGGAGACGGCGCUGCUCUACAACGACCGGGCGGUGCUGGAGAACCACCAUGCCAGCGCCAGUUUCCGGCUGCUGCGGGAGGACGACUGCAACAUCCUGUCGCAUUUGUCGCGCGAGGAGUUCCGCGAGCUGCGCGGCCUCGUCAUCGAAAUGGUUUUGGGCACCGACAUGACCAACCACUUCCAGCAGAUGAAGGCCAUGCGCCAGCUGCUGACCCUCCAGGAGGCGACGAUUGACAAGCAGAAGGUGCUCUCGCUGGUCCUCCACUGCUGCGACAUCUCGCAUCCGGCCAAGCAGUGGGGAGUCCACCAUCGCUGGACGAUGCUCCUGCUGGAGGAGUUCUUCCGCCAGGGUGACCUCGAGAAGGAGCUGGGCCUGCCCUUCAGUCCCCUGUGCGAUCGCAACAACACGCUGGUGGCCGAGUCGCAGAUCUGCUUCAUCGACUUCAUCGUGGAGCCCAGCAUGGGCGUCAUGUCCGACAUGCUGGAGCUGAUCCUGGCCCCCAUUGCGCCGAUGAACAAGGGCAAGCCCUCCACUUUGGUGGAGCACGAGCCCACCACCUCCUCCGUCGUGAUCCCCCCCUCCGGCAUCACACCCAGCAUGGACAAGCCGCGCGAACGCACCGAAGUCAAGCCCACCGCCGAGUUCCUCGCCCGCAAGAGCGCCACCGGCUCCACCGGCUCCAAGUUCAACAUACCCAAGCCCUGGCUCACCUGCCUGGUCGAGAACAAGCGGAUAUGGAAGGAGCAGGCGGUCAAAGAUGCCGAGGCCCGAGCGCUGGCCACCGCUGCGGAGGAAGCUGCAGCCGCGGCAAAAGAGGCGGCGGAAGAGGAGGAAAACAAGCCGGCUGCGGCGGAAACGGAAACGGCCGAUGGCGAGCAAACUGAGGCGGCUGCGGAGCCGGCAGAUGGCGCUGCCGCCUAAGCUGGCCUCGACGCCACCUGCCGGGCGGCAGCAGCACGGAAACGGAAAAACAGAAAACAAAAUACAGAAGGAAAUUUCGGAACGAUUACGGAUUGGUACACUGAAAGGAACUGAGGGACGGUUCCAAGAAUAACGUUUACUAAGCUUAGAAGCAGCCUAGAAUAUUAAUUACAAACCGCUUCUGAUGCGCUCUCUAUGUGAAUUGUGGUAGAGUUAGACUAACGUACAUCAUCUAUAUAGGCUUAGUUGCGGAACAUUAAUAUCGAUAUAUAUAUAUAUAUGUAUAUGUAUAAAUACUGUAUACUUUGUUGUUGCAAGCGGAAAACAAAAUAUAAGGAAAUAUUAGGGCCAAGCACAAAUACAAACAGACAAAAAGCGAUUAGAUGUAAAUAGCGAAGAGUUCAACUGAAAUUUGUUGUGAAUUUGUUGGUUCGUUGCGAGCAUUUAUACCUAGACUUGAGUUGUACUUGUCUUUUAUUAGUUUUAGUCAAAUGUGGAAUUUAUUAUAUGAUUUCUAUAAGUUCGAUGUAUGCUAUUUCGUUCUAAUUAAAUACAUAUAUUUUUGUAACCGUUUCCCUUUAUUAUUUAUGUGCUUUAUUUCUGUGUGUUUGCAUUUACCAAGCAUUCGAAUUGCUCAAAUUAGGAGUGGUUUUCGCGAAGGGACGACAGACUCGUCUCGAGCUGUCUAGAUAUUAAGUACCUAACUAAAAACCAAACCAAAAAAUACCUGACAACUAGCUGUACGACUUGUAUAUACUCUAUCUCUCUCUACUAGCCCCUAACAGACUUUCCCAAAAAAAACAAAAACCAAAACGAAGGCAAAGGAUUUCUAUAACUUUCCACUCUACAAAUGCACAUAGCUACCUACACGAAAGGAUAUUUAGUAUGUAUUGUUAAGGAUAUAAUAGUCACGUUUCUACAAACAUAUUUAUUUUUAUACGCGAGCGAGGGACGAAAGUGGGCGGAGGAUGAGGAGGGCUUGAGUCGCAGGAGGAUUUGAUUUCUUUUCGUUUCGGUUUUCUAUUCUUUAACCAACUUGAAAUGUUUUCAAACGUUUUUCAAAAUGUCUGAUAGCGGGACCAUUCUUUUAAGAUUUACCACUGCUCUUUACCACCGGUCAGGAAAUGCGAAACACAACCGGAAAUGAGGAGAAAGCAGCGAAAGUAGCGAAAGCAGCGAAAGCGAGGGACAGCGUCAAAGGGCAGUGGUAAAAGUGCUUAGCAGUAAGGUACCAAAUUAUCAGCUGAAAUUGGGAUCAUAGCUUUAUUAAGGUAGUCGAUAAAUGUACGAACCAGUGGUGCGGAUGUGUAUAGCGGUGGGAGGCGGCAUACCGCGUCUACUACCAGUACCACAAAUUAAAAACAAACACAAACAGAAGCAGAAACAGAACAGACGUACACAGCAGAAUAAUCUACUCCUAAACAUUAAUGGGAUAAACAUAGCGCCAGAAUAUCUAUUAUGUGGAAGUAAAUAUUAUUGAACAAACAUGUAUGUUAAUGUAUAUCAAUAUUGAACGCUCAAAGCGAUGCGCAUAUAUAUCGUAUAUAUAUAGCGACCUCUCUCAAAAAUCUGUACAAAGUCCUGAUUAACCUAGCGAUAGUUGCUGUAACACAGGCUGCAGACCUUCAACCCAAAGCAAAGUUGUUAUUUAUCUCUGUUGAAUAAUAAGCGAACUACAGAAAUACUAAUCGAACGUAUGCAUAUGGAUAUAUUUGAGGUUUACGAUUCAAUGUUAUUAGCAAAAAGUAGUCUAGUAGUAUCAUAAACACACACACACAAAAGACAAAGGAUAUAUCGCAAUUCCAGCCAAUGUGAGCGAACUCGAUUCCAAAAGAUUUGUGACCAAACUUUGGGAUUUGGAAGUCCUCAAAUUUCCCUUGAUGAUGGAUCAAUAUGGAAUACACACAUGCAUACAGUAUAUAAGUUGAAAGCAAUCAUUACAUUUAAAUAAUAUAAACUAUUUAAACAUAAAAGCCCUAAUAAAAAUAUGAAAAAUACAUUUUGUGUAAAUACAACUUGCACAGGAUGCAAAAAGAUGUAGGAAAUUAGCAAAAUGCACUCUAACUAAAUGGUAAUAAAAUAGCCACCUCACACCACCCAAAACCCAAUCCAAAAUCAAAGUCGCAUAUUACUGAAAUCUGUAAAUAACCUUGUUUCAUCUGUUCAUUUCUAGCCCUGUUAUUUAUAUAUUGAAUAAGCAAACUAAUUGUGUACUUUACAAGUUUUCGCAAAUCAAAAGCCUACUAAUGAAACGUUUUUAAUUUUCCUACUAUGUUAAACUCAACAUUUAAUAUGCAUAAACUAACGGCGAUGGUAAACAAAUUAAAAAUAUUUGAGAAAAAAGGAAUAUGGCUGAGAUGUAUGCUUAUUACGAAAUACUUUCAAGUAAACUAUAAUAACACCAUAUGACUUUUAAUAUACUAAUAAAAUUCUUAUUAAACCUAA